AUUAAAGUAUAUACUUUAAAGUAAAUAUAUCAUUAAAGUAUAUACAGCAAUCACAGUCUUUCCCUUCAUCAUCUCUAUUGACGCGCACUUCAGUUUCUGUUCACUGUUAUAUUUCUUAAUCAUAUUAUUUACAGCUGUCAGGAGACCUUGUCCUGAAUCUCCACCAUAGCUCUUCUGGAAUACUUUGCCAUACAGUCUGGGAAAACAGACAUCUGUGCAUGAAUAUUUAUAUUGAGUAGAGCAUGUGGAAGAAUUAUAUUGUCACUUAUGAGCACUGCAUUGUCUUACGGACUUAUUUUUUAAAACUGAUGUAAAUGAGUGACCAUCACUUCUUGUGGAAAAUCAAAUAAUUUUGGUGCCAAGAGGUUUGUCAGAAAAAUAUCCUCAUCUUACUCCAAUUUUACUUUACAUUACAACCUUCUGAUCUAUGAUGAUAAGUUGCUUUAUUUAAUUUGAUCACAUAUACAUCAUUUCUUUCCAUAAAAAAACACAAAAAUGACCUUACUUGAAAGUAUAACAAGACUUUCCUUACUUGUUCACAAAACUCAAGUCUGGACCAACUGAAUGGUCAGAGACCAAAUGCAUGUAAUUGGCUGCGUGCUCCAUGUGAAGAUUAAAUUGUGGCCUUUAGCAAAUGAAUCUUUGAAUCUGUGAAUUGUGUGUUCUGAGACAUCCCAGUGCUGCAUUACUUUGGCAUUGCCUGUGAUUGGAGGAGUAUGCAUAUGCUCGAUACACACAAUCAUCGGCAGAGCUGGCAAAUGAUGGUCACUGCCUUUUUCCUGGAACAAAACAGUUAGAUAUAUACAUAUGUCACAAAACCACACAAAAGGUUGAAUAACAUUGAUGUAGAUAUGGUAUGACAGAUUUAUGGCAUAGUAGAAUCUCAACACACACAGAAAGUAAGACUGAUAUUAGAGACAGAACUUACAUGGGAGUUGCUUUGACUGUCAAGGUCAUGUAUGUAAGCUAGGUAAUUUGCAUUUUUGGAAUUUGGCUUUUCAUCUGCUGUUUUACUUCUUGGUAAAGUGUUGUGCUGACACCUGUAAUAGGUUUUCAGUGGGGUUCCUUUCCCAGUAACUUAGGCAGUGGUUUUUAGGCGCCAUGUAAUCUGGACCUUUUUCUUGUGUGGCAAGGUGGUGCUGUGGUCCUAUGCUCUCAAGGAGUAACAAGGAAUAAACAAAGCAAAAUAAAGAUAGUAAAUACUUAUGAGUAGUAUUAAUUAUCUUUGGCGUCACCCUCCUUUUAACAACAUAAUGAAAUGCUGUUGUUGUUUGAGAAUUAGACAAGCAGAAAACAGUAAUGCUAAGUGCAUAAUAGCAAUACAUCCUUUUAUGGAUGAUUCUGUUGUUUUCUAAAAUCUUAUAAAUUCUCGUCUUGUUUUUGUUAAUUUUUUUUCAAACAUUAAUAAUAACAAAUACCUUUUCAUCAUAUUUUUGAUUUAAUAAUUGUCAUUAAUGAGUAAAGAAUUUUUUAUGCAAUAAUGAGACAACAAAAAGCAUCAGUCUCAUUUUGAAACCAUUGGAAAAAAAGAAUUAAACCUUUAUUUGGGAACCUGAUAUAUAUAUAGUCAAAUGUACAUCUUAUAGAUUUUUACUGGUCGAAAAAAAUAUAGGAAGACAACUAUACUGUUUUAUGGGAAGAAAGAAACGGAAAAACACCCAGAUGGAUGGACUGAUCAAAUAGGAAUUGAAUUUGAUGAGUUCUAGGAUUUUAUGAUUGGUCCAAACUCAUAAUAAACCUAAAUCAGUGGGUUUUUAAAAAGUCACUUUAUUAUCCGUUCAUCCUCCUGUCUCUGUAUGCUGUAUAUCCACUUUUUGUCUUUUCCUCAAAGUUUGUUACAUCUGUGUGUGCCCACCCUCGCCAUGGAGAGCUCAGCGAACCGUCAGGUGGAUUUCACCGUCGACCAUUCCAAAGUGAAGCCUGCGGAGUUCGAAGGUCAAUUCUUUCCCGAAACCUGCGACGAGCCCGUGGGAUCGCGCAUGCGCAAAAUAAAAGACUUGGAGAUCCGGCCUGCUGACGUCAUGCUCUGCUCCUACCCCAAAUCAGGUACUCACUGGGUGUACCGCAUGAUGGACAUGUUGCUGCAUGGGGCCGCGGAGUACCGGCGGGAGGCGGCUCCCGAACACACCUUCCUGGACAUGCAGAGGAUCCAGAACCUGCCCCACGUGCCCUCUCCCCGCAUCCUCAUCACACACCUGCCCUUCGGCCGCCUGCCCCGCCAAGUGGAGGACAAGCGCACCAAGAUAGUGUACGUGUACCGCAACCCGAAGGCGGUGCUUGUGUCCUUUUAUUUUCAGAUGAAAGAUUCAACGGUGUUUGAAAGAAGCGGCAUGAAGGACAUGACAGUGGACAGGUUUGCGGAGCUGUUCCUUUCUCCACAAGUACUGUUUGGAGGGCUGUUCAACCACUGGGACGAAGUGGCGACAUUCCAAAGUGAUCACCCAGACGUUCCAGUCUUCAGAAUCUCUUAUGAGGAGAUGUCUCUGAACCCCACGGAGAGUGUAGAGCGGUUGGCGGUGUUCCUAGGGGUGGCAUGCAGCAAAGAGCUGUGUCGGGAGAUUGCGCAGUCCUGUGACUUCCGGCAGCAGAAGGAGACAGAGGAGACGCUGGACGCCAUGAAUAAAGAGCUCAAGUUCUACCGCAAAGGCGACAUGAAUGACUGGAAGAACCACUUGACAGUUGCCAUCAGCGAGAGGUUGGACGCGAUUGUGAGAGAGAGAGCUGAUCAUUGUUUGUUCUCAGCCAAGUAUGCUUCAUAGAACACUCAAGCGUUUGGUGCCGAACAUUUCAACACUUGAUACACCAUUCACACCUGUACAGAACACCUGUCACGUGUUCAGAAAUCCACCUGUAUAGUACACGUGUGUCGUAGUUAAAAAUAUCAUGGACGUAGAUAGGUGGACUAAUGUCUGCCGAGACUCACUCUUGGCCUCUUGUGGAGUUCUCUGCGGUCAGUCUCGGCGAACCAGAAGACGACCUGACUUCCGGAAGAGCAGCGAGAAAAUAGAAUUUAACGAGACUUUUGAUGUCGACAAUAUAUUUCUUCUUCUUCUCCUUCCUGUUCCUAUUCGCCCCCAGUGGAGCACAGGGCCGCAACCACACCCCGCCAUCGGACCUGGUUCUGGGCGUCCUUUACAGUUGGGACAAUCUACCCGAAGUGCAUUGCUUUGUUGCACUGUUAACCAAACUUUUACCUAUUUAGAACACAAACUAUUUGCUUCACUAGUCUGAAAUCUCUCUUAUAACAUAAUAAAUAAUAUGAAUCGCACAUAAACAUGGAGAUGUACUAUCACUGAAGUGUUCACAUAUGAGCAUCACCUUGGUCCCUCGCUUAUAAAUAAACUCCGCUUGUACGUGUGGC
Messenger RNA from Pomacea canaliculata, 3361 nucleotides. Its product is annotated as sulfotransferase 1A3-like. The transcript is spliced from 5 exons. Lineage: Eukaryota; Metazoa; Mollusca; Gastropoda; Architaenioglossa; Ampullariidae. Gene Ontology annotation, cellular component: cytoplasm. The record is from RefSeq and is a predicted model, not a curated record. Gene Ontology annotation, biological process: sulfation. The coding region runs from base 1797 to 2759 and encodes 320 amino acids. Gene Ontology annotation, molecular function: sulfotransferase activity.